This is a messenger RNA of Verruconis gallopava, 1060 nucleotides long. RefSeq lists its product as uncharacterized. Gene Ontology annotation, molecular function: carbohydrate:proton symporter activity. The record is from RefSeq and is a predicted model, not a curated record. The coding region runs from base 1 to 972 and encodes 323 amino acids. Lineage: Eukaryota; Fungi; Ascomycota; Dothideomycetes; Venturiales; Sympoventuriaceae. The transcript has 5 exons. Gene Ontology annotation, cellular component: membrane. Gene Ontology annotation, biological process: transmembrane transport; carbohydrate transport.
AUGUACGUCUCCUCAUCACACCGAGCCCGAGAUGAGGAAGCUCUGUACAUUCUUCAACGUCUGCGUGGUACUUCUGGUGAAGAUGCCGGCAAGGCUGAGCACGAACUCGCACAAAUCAGAAACGUUGUCGAUCUGGAAAAGAGAACUUCUCAUGGCACCACAUACUUCCACAUGCUUUUUGGAAUUGGCUCUGGGAAACUGCACACUGCCAGGCGUGUACAGCUCUGUAUCUGGCUCCAGAUUUUGCAGUGCUGGUCUGGUAUUGCUGGCAUCACCAUGUUCGGCCCUGUGAUUUUUGGUAUCGCUGGAUACACAAACUCGAAAGCUCAGUGGAUUUCUGGUCUCAAUAACAUCUUCUACAUGUUUUCUACGCUUAUUUGUGUCUACACCCUUGACCGCAUCGGACGUCGCUGGACUCUUUACUGGGGCUCCGUUGGUCAGUGUAUUGCCAUGUUUCUCACUGGUGCUUUUUGUCGCCUUGGACUUGACGCAACUUCCCAAUCUGAAACUGGAGCUGCUGCUAGAUUUGGUGCAGCUGCUGCCUCCAUGGUUUUCCUAUACACAUUCAUCUUUGGUGCCACUUGGCUGACAGUACCGUGGUUGUACCCCGCUGAGAUCUUCCCACUACAAGUUCGCGCCAAAGGUAAUGCAUGGGGAGUUGUUGGCUGGAGUAUUGGCAAUGGAACUCUUACGCUGGUGUUGCCUUACAUUGUGGGCGCUGUCAAUGAGAAGACACUUUACGUGUUUGGAGCUGUCAAUAUUAUUGCGAUCCCAAUUGUUUGGGCACUUUAUCCCGAAUCUAACCAGCGUACUCUCGAAGAGAUGGACAUGUUAUUCGCUUCUGACUCAAUUUGGAACUGGGAGGCUGAGAAAACAUUCAAAAUGCUUAAGGAGCAAAACCCUGACGGAGUUGCUCUCAGCGAAGAGGAGGUGGACUCCAAAGUCUUUUCCAACGUCGUGGAGCAUGUUUGAGAAGAAGGCCGUACGCCUGAUUAGCGACUGCUAAAAAGUGUUCCAUGGCCAACGAGAGAACUGAUCUGCGAUGAUAUCUUAACUUCUC